Entrophospora sp. SA101 is the source of this 195-nucleotide messenger RNA. NCBI's taxonomy places the organism in Eukaryota, Fungi, Glomeromycota, Glomeromycetes, Entrophosporales, Entrophosporaceae. The record is from the annotation of a GenBank genome assembly.
AUGCAUCAAUACUUUGAUCACAAGCUGUCAAAAUGGAAUAUUGAAGAUGUUUUAAAAGAAAACAACAAGAGCGAAGUUAAGGAUUGGGUGUUGAAUUGCGAAUCUGAAAAAUCACCUUCAAUUAGUAUUCAAAAUACAUUUACAGGAGGUACUCUAACAAUUGGAACUGUUAAUGACAGAACAUUCAUUAGCUAG